UGCUCAGAGACAAACUUGUAUACAUGAGGCACCAGUUUUCUCGAAUCUGCCGAUUUCAAAAUUUUUGUUGUAAUAUGAUUGGGGGCCCGACGAAAAAUCCGCUCAUAGAAGUGAGGUAAUUUUAAUUCAUCUUUAUUUUUUAAUGCAGCAAACCUCAGCAACAAUGUUCCAGUGAAUGUCGAGCUGAAGUAUUUCACCUUUCCCAGGUAGUUACAUAAGAGGUCAUGACAUAGUCUUUCUACUCAACUCUUUUAAUAGGCGAAACGGACGAAGGCCCGCGGCUGCAGUUGCGACUAGCCAGGCGCUUGGGCGACCACAUGGUGGGCACAUACGUGCCGAGCGCCCUGUUGGUGGUGUGCUCGUGGCCCGCCUUCUGGCUCGCGACCACCGAGCGCCUCUCGCUGUGCGGCACUCUGCUGCUGGCGCUGACUCGGCAGAGCGCUACGGCACAGCGCGCGUUGCCGCCUUCCGUCGCCCUCACGACCGUGGACUGGUGGAUGAGCGGCUGCAUCGGCCUCGUGCUGGCCGUCAUCGUGGAGACCACCGCCGCCUACUUCGAGGACGUGAUCCUGCCUGCUGCCUGGCGUGUUCAUCGGGUGAUGCCUCGAGAAGCUGCAACCAAGGAUCGCCCUGAUUACGCCAAACACCUGCUGCUCCACUUGGUUUCAGUAGCGCGGCCCCCAGGACGCAUGGACGCCGUCGCUUGCCUGCUUUUUCCUGGAGCCUUCCUGCUUUUCAACGCAUGCUACUGGGCUAGCAUGUACGGCGGCUGAUGGCUGUCUCCGAUUAUUCGUCACCUAUUGGGCACAGAGCCAGAUGCAGACAAUA
Dermacentor andersoni is the source of this 828-nucleotide messenger RNA. RefSeq names its product glycine receptor subunit alpha-2-like. Gene Ontology annotation, molecular function: transmembrane signaling receptor activity; monoatomic ion channel activity. Gene Ontology annotation, biological process: monoatomic ion transmembrane transport. NCBI's taxonomy places the organism in Eukaryota, Metazoa, Arthropoda, Arachnida, Ixodida, Ixodidae. Gene Ontology annotation, cellular component: membrane. The record is from RefSeq and is a predicted model, not a curated record.